CCGGCGCGCAGCCGCAGUGUGGAGCGGCGGGAGAGGACCAGGUUGCAGUGGCGGCGCUGACCGGGCCCGGGGGCUUUGACUGAGAGGAAGUUUGACGUAUUGAUCAGCCGAUGGAAAGAGAAGGAAUGGCGGAACUUGCUCCACCUGUGGCCCUGAACGCAGUUUACAAAGAGAGCGCCACGAUGCCUGAGGGAUCUCUGCAGGUCAAGGGCUAUGACUUCAACAAAGGAAUUGACUACCACGCAUUGCUGCAGUCCUACCUGACCACGGGUUAUCAGGCAACCAACUUUGGCCAAGCUGUAGAACAGAUCAAUGCAAUGAUCGAGAAGAAGCUGGAGCCCUUGGAAGAAUCGGAGAAGAAUGCCAUCAACCUGAACUCGUGUCAACGGAAGCUGACGGGCUGCACCAUUUUCCUGGGAUACACCUCCAACCUCAUCAGCUCUGGGAUUCGAGAAACCAUCCGCUACCUUGUGCAACACAACAUGGUUGACUGUGUGGUGACCACCGCGGGUGGCAUCGAGGAGGACUUUAUCAAGUGUCUGGCUCCAACGUUCCUGGGGGACUUCAGCCUGAAGGGUAAAGAGCUGCGAGCCAAUGGGAUUAACAGGAUUGGAAAUCUUCUGGUCCCCAAUGACAACUAUUGCAAAUUCGAUGACUGGUUGAUGCCAAUUCUGGAUCAGAUGCUACUGGAGCAGAAGGAGCAGGGAGUGAAUUGGACUCCAUCAAAAAUGAUUGCUCGACUAGGGAAAGAGAUCGAUAACCCAGAGUCUGUCUACUACUGGGCUUACAAGAACAACAUCCCAGUCUUCAGCCCUGCCCUGACAGAUGGCUCCAUCGGUGACAUGAUCUACUUCCACUCUUAUAAGAACCCUGGGCUGGUGCUCGAUAUUGUUGAAGACAUCCGAGGAGUAAACAACCAGGCGGUAUACGCCAAACAGACAGGGAUGAUCAUACUGGGAGGCGGCGUGGUGAAGCAUCACAUUGCCAAUGCUAACCUCAUGAGGAACGGAGCAGACUACUCGGUGUUUGUCAACACAGGCCAUGAGUUUGAUGGCUCCGAUUCUGGAGCCAAACCGGACGAAGCUGUGUCCUGGGGUAAAAUCCGCAUGGAUGCCAAGCCCGUGAAGAUCUGUGCCGAUGCCACUCUUGUUUUCCCUCUGUUGGUCGCUGAAACAUUCGCGCCCAAGUUGAGUGCAUUUGCGUCCCGUUCAAAGAUGAUUUAACGCACUCCCCGCUUAAGCCAAGCAUGUCGUAGAACCAGCGGCUGAUGGCACCGUCUCCUGAGGUCGAGGGGACAUUGAGAUCCUAUCUGCCACUACUGGGAAGCAGAUGUUGCCACAUUAGGAGCAUACUGCGAUUCCUAAGAACGAGUGAAA
Amblyraja radiata (thorny skate) is the source of this 1376-nucleotide messenger RNA. RefSeq names its product deoxyhypusine synthase (gene dhps). Gene Ontology annotation, cellular component: cytoplasm. Gene Ontology annotation, biological process: peptidyl-hypusine biosynthetic process. Lineage: Eukaryota; Metazoa; Chordata; Chondrichthyes; Rajiformes; Rajidae. Gene Ontology annotation, molecular function: deoxyhypusine synthase activity. The transcript is spliced from 10 exons. The record is from RefSeq and is a predicted model, not a curated record. Bases 111 to 1223 code for a protein of 370 amino acids.